AUGGAGCUCCCUAAAACCCUGCCAUUUUCUAAGCGGCGGCUCCGACCGCGCGUUAUCAUCUCCUACAUCUUCGACUAUGUGAUCCUUGUAGCCUGUGUGGCUGGCUUCGCAAUUGUCGACUCGGUCGAACCUUACCACCAACACUUCUCCCUUCAAAACAUCUCCAUUCAAUACCCCUACGCCGUUCACGAACGAAUUCCUAUGCAGUACGCCCUUUGCAUUUCUGGCGCAUUCCCACUUGUCCUCAUCGUUGUAUACACAUUGUUUAUCGAUGGUAUAUUCUCGCACAAUAAGCCCCAAGAUGCCGCGUCCGGGAAGAGGAAGCUGAGAGGUCCUCACCGGUGGAAGGAUAGACUGUGGGAGAUGAACUGUGGCAUCCUAGGUCUCUUGCUGGCACAAGCAGUCACAUUCGUCAUGACACAGGCGCUGAAGACUGCGUGUGGAAAGCCGAGACCUGAUCUCAUUGACCGCUGCCAACCCCGUGAGGGGAGUGUGGACUUGUUCCCCGGACUGUCCAAUUCAACGAUCUGCACUGGAGACCCGGCCCUCAUCAAAGAUGGAUUCCGGUCAUGGCCUUCAGGCCACAGCUCGUCCUCCUUCGCCGGCCUGGUCUACAUUGCACUCUGGUUAGGAGGAAAGCUCCACAUUAUGGACAACCGCGGCGAAGCCUGGAAAGCUGUUCUCGUGAUGAUCCCCCUCCUUGCCGCGACUCUGGUAGCCGUGUCGCGUAUCAUGGACGCACGUCACCACCCCUUCGACGUGAUCACGGGCUCGAUGCUAGGAGCGGCUUGCGGCUUCGUCGCGUACCGCCAGUACUUCCCUCCUCUCACCGAAGCCUGGCGCAAGGGCCGCGCCUACCCGAUUCGCACUUGGGGAACCGAUCCUGCCGGCCCUGACUCGGUGCGAUUGAUGGGCAACAAGAUCGAUAGCUCAACUGCUCUUCGAAAUCCCGAGGCCGAGCGCAUGAACCCGAACCUUCCUGUCUCGGAACAUGACCAGCCCCAUCAUGCGCCUUCGGACUAUCUUACUGAAUCAAACCCCUACGCGUCCAAUAUGUACAAUCGCCGCCCGCACGAUCACGACGUCGAUGGUGGUGCUUGGUCUUCCAGUGAAGACGAUGUCACUAAUGGGUAUGAGAUGCGGCAUAAUUAUGCCAGGGCGCAGAAUCCGGGUGCCAGUCACUCUCUGCCUCAGUAUGAGAAUCCUUCGUAUGUCUCCCAGACUCAGCCACUGACGGGUGCGGAGAUGCACUCUGAGGCCAUGGCUGGUCCGGGGCGCCCGUUGACUGAUGUCCCCGGUCGGGCUAUGUAG
Molecule: messenger RNA, 1311 nt
Organism: Penicillium antarcticum
Lineage: Eukaryota; Fungi; Ascomycota; Eurotiomycetes; Eurotiales; Aspergillaceae
Product: phosphatase PAP2 family protein
Exons: 4
Coding region: 1-1311 (436 amino acids)
Biological process (GO): phospholipid metabolic process
Molecular function (GO): phosphatidate phosphatase activity
Source: RefSeq, a predicted model, not a curated record